Messenger RNA from Lycium barbarum (goji berry), 899 nucleotides. RefSeq names its product ethylene-responsive transcription factor ERF106-like. Gene Ontology annotation, molecular function: DNA binding; DNA-binding transcription factor activity. The record is from RefSeq and is a predicted model, not a curated record. The transcript is spliced from 2 exons. The coding region runs from base 154 to 720 and encodes 188 amino acids. Gene Ontology annotation, biological process: ethylene-activated signaling pathway; regulation of DNA-templated transcription. Lineage: Eukaryota; Viridiplantae; Streptophyta; Magnoliopsida; Solanales; Solanaceae.
UAUAGAUAAACUCACACAAACAUAAACACAAAACACCUUCACUACACUUCUCAAACUUCAGCCCAAAAAAAACCCAAACUUUCACAACAUCAACACAAACAACCUUAACUACAAUUUUUCAAACUUCACCAAAAAAACCAAACAAUACUGCAAAUGACAACAUCAGACGAAGGAUUAACGUUAGAACUCAUACGACAAUAUCUUCUUGAAGAUUUCACAAGUACAGAAUCAUUCAUCAGCAGCCUCAAUUCUUGUUUUUCCUAUCAUAUCUCAGUAAAAACAGAGCCUUCUACUUCAAACUCACGCUCAGAUGAACCCAAUUCACCAAUAUCACUUUACUUCAAUGAUGAUUUCCCUGAAUUCAAAAUCGAUUCGGAUACUAUUCUCAGCCCAACAUCCGACAGCUCUGUGGGGUCCACGCCGAUUUCACCAACGAGAGUACUAAAGAAAAAUUACAUAGGAGUAAGAAGAAGGCCAUGGGGGAAAUUUGCGGCAGAGAUAAGAGAUCCAAGUAGAAAAGGAUCAAGGAUUUGGUUAGGUACAUUUGAUACUGAUAUGGAUGCUGCUAGAGCGUAUGAUUGUGCAGCAUUUAAGAUGAGAGGAGAAAAAGCUAUUCUAAAUUUCCCAUUGGAUGCCGGUAAAUGUGGUGCUCCAGCGAAUAUUGGCCGGAAAAGGAGAAGACAGAACAAGAUGGAGUUGGUGCAGAUGAUGAAUUUGUAAUGAUGCUUAAGUUUUUUUUUUUUGGCACUUAGGAGAGAGAAAAAUGUGUGAAGUAUGUUAAUUACUUAGGGGCCGUUUGUUAGCUGGUUAGAAGCUAAGUUUUGUAGAUAUUAAAUUUGGCAUAAGUAAUACUCUCUCUGUUUUAAUUUAUGUGAACAUAUUACUAUUCGGGGAGUCUA